Eucalyptus grandis is the source of this 912-nucleotide messenger RNA. Its product is annotated as UPF0496 protein At2g18630. The transcript has a single exon. Lineage: Eukaryota; Viridiplantae; Streptophyta; Magnoliopsida; Myrtales; Myrtaceae. The coding region runs from base 1 to 912 and encodes 303 amino acids. The record is from RefSeq and is a predicted model, not a curated record.
AUGGCCACUGCCCAUCUUGAGAUGGACCAUGAAGCAGCUAUGAUCAUUCUUAAAAACACAUGGAAUGACAGAGAGCUGAUCCAUUUAGUGGAUUAUUACUUCAAUCAUUGCCUACAGAUAUUAGAUUUCUACACUUCCCUGAAGAAUUGCCUGAGCCGGGCCCAUGAUAGCCAGUCGAGUGUUCAACUUGCACUUGUGCAAUUUGAGGAAGAGAGAGCAGAGGAUGUGGGAGGGAAGAGGUAUGUCAAGACAUUGCAGGAGCUCCAGAGAUUCAGAGAAGCAGGUGACCCAUUCACGGAAGAGUUCUCGACGCUCUUCCACUCCAUGUAUAAGCAGCAGGAAGAGAUGUUGCAGAAGUUGGAGGCUUGCAAGAAGAAGUUGGAGGCUUGCAAGAAGAAGCUUGACAAGAAAGUUAAAUCUGCACAAACUUGGAGAUGGGUGACCAUUGCCAUAUUUGUGACCGUCUUCGUGUCCACUUUCAUCCUGUCAGUCGUUAAGGUUGAUAAAGCUUGGCGACAUGUUGUGGUUACUCUAGCUGCUGCUCUGUCAGGUCCAAUAGUAACAUUUGGCAAGUGGUGCGAUUCUUGGUGGAAAACCCACCAAAGGAAACGAGAAGGGAAAAAGAAUUUGAUAGACCUAAUGAAUGUGGGAACUAGGAUCUCGAUUGAGGACUUGAAGACGAUUCGGUCGCUUGUGAGUAAGGUGGAAACUGAGAUUGCGUCGAUCUUGCAAAAUGCUGACUUAGCUCUUGGAGAAGAAGCGGUGGAGCUUGGAAUAUUGGAUUUCAAGAAAAUGGUGGAAGUCGUGAAAACCAUUAAAGAUCUCAGUAUACGAGCUACUAAGAGUAGCCGCGAGAUACAGACAGCGAGGAGAGUGAUAUCGAAGAGGAUAAUGGGACAAUCCAGUCGUUAG